AUGGUCGAAAUUUCCACACCUAUUUCGCGUUCUACCGAUGCGUCCAAGUUGGACUACUAUGAAAUUCCAAUCAUUGACUGGCAACUCUCCGACAAGGACAAACCUUUGUUUCUGCGCCAACUCCGUGAUGCAAUGAUUAACAUUGGCUUCCUCUAUCUCGCAAAUCAUCCUGUCCCGCAUGAGAUCAUAGCGCAGGUGAAAGAAAUAGCGCCAAAAUUCUUCGAGCUACCUCAAGAGUCGAAGGAUAUGUUGGACAUGAAGAAUUCUAUGCAUUUUCAUGGAUAUUUAAAGGUCAGCGGUGCGACAUUGUCGAACGACGCGAGCGUUAGGGAACAGUUCAACUUCGGAGGAGCAAGGACAUGCUCAUGGAAAGAAGGGGAACCCGAAUAUCUCAAAUUACACGGAGAGGCUUUAUGGCCUUCGGAACAAGAUCUUCCUGAGUUUCGGAAUACAAUGUUGACUUACUACAAUCACGUUGAAGAUCUCAGUUACAAAUUCACCGGUCUGGUAUCAGAGGCGCUUGGGCUAGGUCCUGAUGCGCUAGACGUGCUCUUUGAUCAAGACCACGGCAACCUCCAACCUCGGUGCAAAGUUCUCAGAUAUCCGGGAACGCCAGAUGGUCAACCUGGUAGCGGAAUCGCUGCCCAUGUAGACGGUAGUUUCUUGACUUAUCUUCUACAGGCUACAGACCACCGUACGCUGGAGGUCAAGAACUUGUCUGGUGAAUGGAUUCCAGUGCCACCCAAAGAAAAUACGUUCGUCAUCAAUCUUGGCAAGACUUUAGAAAAAGCCACUAGGAGGGUGUUACCCGCUACCCCACAUCGUGUCUUGUCUCCAAUUGGAGCCCCACGGUUCAGCGUGGCAUUUUUCUCGAGCAUUGGACACGAAGUUAGGCUGGCUGAACACUACUUUCCUUUCCCUGAAGAGGUAUUGGAAAUGAAAUACGCUCGAGACAAGAAACUUGGCGUUGACAGUAACUUCAGGUUCUCUGAGAAAGACAUGGACUUGGCAGGCGAGGUUGUUCUCGCUCGCAAACUGCGAAGCCAUGCAGAUGUGACCGAACGGUUCUAUCCCAACCUCUUCUCGAGGUACUACCCCAAUGGGAGACCAGCCAAGCCCAAUACUGGACGGAACUUGAUGUCCAAGGCCUAG
Lentinula edodes (shiitake mushroom) is the source of this 1152-nucleotide messenger RNA. Its product is annotated as Clavaminate synthase-like protein. Lineage: Eukaryota; Fungi; Basidiomycota; Agaricomycetes; Agaricales; Omphalotaceae. The record is from RefSeq and is a predicted model, not a curated record. The transcript has 6 exons. Gene Ontology annotation, molecular function: dioxygenase activity. Bases 1 to 1152 code for a protein of 383 amino acids.